AUGAGUCUCGGUGACAAAGUCGUCAAACCACCGACUGGUGGUUCGGCACUCUUCCAGUUUGUUGCCGCCGCUCUUCGUUCGGAGAACAUGGGAGUUUCCCAGAACCGGUCCGACUUUGGCUCCGAAGAGGACGAUGAUAUGGUUCAUGUCAAUCGUCAAGAGCAAGACAAUGCAUUGCAUAGAAUGCUUUUCCGUCAGGAAUCGGCUCACGGACUGGGAAUUCACUCGGAGGGCGAACAGGAGGACUUUAGCGAUGACGAGGGUGAUCACCACAGUGCCCAUCUGCAGCCUGGCUCCUACAAGCACCAUCACCGUGAUUCUGAGAAGGCUCGAUCCGUGAGCCAUGAUCGUGAUAUCGCCAAAUCGACCAGUGGGACCUCGUUUGGCUCAGUACGCGACAAGAAGACUGUCGCCGAAAAGCUGCAGGCUGCCUUUGGUUACCCAGAACUGGAGGACUUUCUCGGAGAAUACUCUUGCUGGUUGGCUCGCUCGGUCCUUCUUCCUGGAUACAUGUAUUUGACGACGAACCACAUCUGCUUCUACGCCAACCUCCCCAGCCAGGAUGUCAUCCAGAAGGAAGGAUUCUUUGUCAAAAAGUCCAAGACUACGAAGCAGUUUACGCGCUACUGGUUCAUCUUGAAGAACGACGUCCUCAGCUACUACGGAAACCAGACAGACGUGUACUAUCCCAUCAAGACCAUUGAUCUUAAGCAUGCACUCUCAGCCGAGCCCUCGCCGCACAGCGACCACAGCUUCUAUAUUUUCACCAACAACCGCAAAUACACGUUCAAGACGGAUUCGGAGCUGGGCAAGACGGACUGGGUCAAAGCCAUCCAAAAGUCCAUCUUUCAUGCCAAAAUGGAGGGUGACAAGGUCAAGAUCUCAAUCCCUUUGGCGAAUGUGUUGGACGUAGAGAUGAACACCAUGGCCUUUGCAGAGGCCAUCCAGGUCAAAGUUAUGGAGAGCGACGAGUCCUAUGCCGUUGACGAGUACUACUUUGCCUACUUCAACGAGGCGACGAAGACAUUGGCGGCGUUGAAGGCGCAGGUGAAAAAGUAUCAGGAAAUGGCCACUCAGGACCCCAGCCGCGUCUACAAGAUUUACGACAGCACCUCACCCCAUAUCCAUUCGUCACGAAAGGCCCUAGGAACGUCUCACACAACUCCUGUCGAGACCUUACUUCGUCCAUUGUCUUCGUUGUCAGGAUCACGCAGCUUGUUCCGCAGCGCCACAGGAUCCAAACGCAGCGGUCUCCAACCUCCCCACCAUGACCUGGCCAAAUCUCAGCCAAGCUCAGAUACAGAAGACAACGACAAGGAAAAGGCUCGCCACUCGCUUUCAUUCUCUGUUCGAGGCACAACCAGCUGGAUUGCCGAACACAAGCCCGACUUUUUGGGUGCGAAUGAGCCGGCAACCUUGAACGAGGAGGAUCAAGAUGCAUUCAGGAAGGAGUUCUCGUUGCCUGACACCGAAGGCUUGAGUGCUGUUGUUUCAGGCUACUUGCUGCGAUUUCUUCCUCUCUACGGAAGAGUGUACUUGUCGGACAACUACCUCUGCUACAAGUCCAAGCUGUAUGGAACCCGCACCAAAAUGAUUAUGCCCCUGGCCGACAUUGAGCAGGUCGACAAGCACAAGGGUACCCGGUUCUACUUCCACGGUCUUAGUAUCCUGACCAAGACGGACGAGGAGAUUUUCUUUGAGUUUUCGACAACCGAAACCCGCAACACCAUCUUGGACACCCUUCGCCACCGCAUCACCCCCGAGGCCCAGGAGAAGCGUUUGAAGCAGAGAGCUCAGGCGAUUGCAGAGACGCCGUCGAUUGAGCUUGAUGAUCCCAUGGAGUCUCGUGUCAUGGACUCAAUGCUGCUUCGUGAGGAACCUGUCCAUGUGGAGCCCAUUUCGUGGGCCUCCAGCCCAGGUUUCAAGCCCUCGCGCCCCAUGCACAUUACCUGUUUGACCAUUGGAAGUCGUGGUGAUGUUCAACCUUAUAUUGCCCUCUGCAAGCGUCUCAUGAAGGAUGGGCACUCUUGCCGUAUCGCCACCCACGCAGAGUACAAGGACUGGAUCGAAGGACACGGGAUCGAGUUUGGCCUCGUCGGAGGAGAUCCUGGUGAGCUGAUUGAGCUGUGUGUCGAGAACGGCAUGUUUACGGUGUCCUUUUUCCGCGAAGGUAUGAAGCGCUUCCGCGGUUGGUUGGAUGAGCUCAUGGAAACUGCCUGGUUGGCCUGUCAGGGCACCGAUGUUUUGAUCGAGUCACCCUCCGCUAUGGCCGGUAUCCACAUCGCCGAGCGUCUCGACAUUCCCUACUUCAGAGCAUUCCCCUUCCCCUGGACAAGAACUCGUGCCUUCCCCCAUCCAUUCGCCGUUCCUGAGCACAACCUGGGUCGCGGAUACAACUACAUGACUCAUGUCAUGAUCGAGCAGGUGUUCUGGAAGGGUAUCUCUGGCCAGGUCAACAAGUGGCGCAAGGAUAUGUUGGGAUUGCCACCCACCAGUCUGGAGAAGAUGGAGGCUCACCGUGUUCCAAGCUUGUACUCUUGGAGUCCCAACCUUGUCCCCGCCCCUAUGGACUGGUACUCGUGGGUUCAUGUCACCGGAUACUGGUUCUUGGACAACCCUGACCUCAAAUGGACCCCUCCUGAUGACCUUGUCGCCUUCUUGAAGGCAGACCCUGACCGCAAGCCUGUUUACAUUGGUUUCGGUUCGAUGGUGGUUCCAGACCCUGAUGGCAUGACUCGUACUAUUAUCGAGGCUGUUGUCAAGUCUGGCGUUCGUGCCAUUAUCUCCAAGGGAUGGUCUGACCGCGUUACUAGCCAGGAUGACCCUGCUUCUGCUGCCAAGAAGACUACGACGGAGGAGAUUGUCAUCCCCUCAAGCGUGUACAUGCUCAAGUCUGUCCCCCACGACUGGCUCUUCCCGCAGUUGUCUGGAUGCGUUCAUCACGGUGGUGCCGGUACAGUCGCAGCUGGUCUGCGUGCGGGUAUCCCUACGGUGGUCAAGCCCUUCUUUGGUGACCAGUACUUCUGGGGCCAGCGUCUUGAGGAGGUUGGUGUCGGUGUUUGGUGCCAUGAAUUGACGACUAAGAAAUUGACGUCUGCGUUGGUGACGAUUACGACGGAUGAGAAGAUGAUCAAGAAAGCGCACGCGAUCGGAGAGAAGAUUCGGGCGGAGGAUGGUGUUGGCACUGCUAUCCAGUACUUUUACCACGACUUGACGUUGGCCAAGCAGCGCCUCAGUAAGAACCGCAAGGACAAGUCGGAGGACACCCCUGUCAAGUUCAAGGUGCAGGAAGGUGAGGAUGACUGGUGGUUUGUCCAGCCUUCGGCUCUUGCCAGUGGAGCGACCUCUGCAGGAGACGGGUCGGAGAGCACUGCUGGAUUUAACGUGCUGUCGGGCAGCGAGGAGGAUACCACAUCGAUGCGAUCGGAGGAUACGACAUCUUAUCUGGGUGUUUCUACCGACUUGGGUCGCUCUCUUUCGUAUCACGGCGGACACUCUCGCAGCGGGUCCGUCUCUGAGCCACUUUCGCCUCAUAUUCAUGUCUCGGCAUCUGAUCCAACUCCUGACCGGUCAGUUGAGUUGAUCAACAGCAGCGAGGAGACUGUUGAGGGGUUGGCAGCUCAGUUGGAGGCCAUGAACCCAUCGUUGGGCAAGUCCCAUAGCCGCAGCCGCAGCAGCAGCAUCAGCGGCAUCCCUAGCUUUGCGCGUGUGUUUGGUCAGGGCGAGAGCGUGAAAGACAAGGAUGGCGGCGACAAAUCGGCCAAGUCGGUCAAGAGGACCUCAACGGCGCGCAAGGUGAUUGAAUCGUUGACGACCAAGGCGACGCAUGUGACGGGAUAUUUCAGCCCGAACAGCCUUCACCCACCAACGUCGACAUUGACUCCUGGCCAGCGACAGGCGUCGCCACCUCCUCCUUCGACCACUGGAUCGAUCGAGAGCGCCCACAGCCAAAAUAGCCAAAGCAGCAGCGGGACUGUGACCCAGGGAGGAGGAGAUCGGCCUGUCUCUUCUGGUGGCAAGAGUGGCGGUCAUCAGAAGCCAGCAGCUUCGUCUUUGGAGGCCUUGAUUGCUGAUCAGGAUGCGCAGAAGGUCACCACUCGCCUCACCACGGCCAACCGCCUGCGAUAA
Messenger RNA from Linnemannia hyalina, 4128 nucleotides. The record is from the annotation of a GenBank genome assembly. Lineage: Eukaryota; Fungi; Mortierellomycota; Mortierellomycetes; Mortierellales; Mortierellaceae.